UCUAAAACAAAAAUUAAAUCUUGGUUUGGGGAAAAAAAUCAUGGGGCGGAGGAAGAUUGAAAUGAAAAUGGUGAAAGACAGCAGCUCCAGGCAGGUCACCUUCUCCAAGCGCCGUACCGGACUUUUCAAGAAGGCCAACGAGCUAGCCACCCUCUGCGCCGCUCAGGUGGCCAUUGUGGUUUUCUCCCCCGGUGGGAAACCCUUCUCGUUUGGCCACCCCAGCGUGGAAGAGGUGGCGGAUCGGUUUCUAAAUCAGGAUGCUCCUCCCAAACACUCUAUUCCUAGCCAUCCCGAGCCGCCGCCGCAGCCCCAGGAUGACAGUAACGUCGACAACCUUAAUCAGCAGCUGGCCGAGCUUCUCAAGCAGCUGGAGAUCGAGAAACAAAAGGCAGAAAAGCUAGAGAAGGAAAUCAAAGCUGGCGGAGGCGAGAAAUUCCAAAAACCUGUCAAUGAACUUAGCCUGGACGAGCUUCUAGACAUGAGGGAAUCCAUGGAAUCGCUUCAUGAGAAGCUUCAAAGUCGUGUUAACGAGAUGGAGGCAUCAUCUUCUCUCCUACUUCUCUCCGAGAAUCCUGUCCGGAUGAUUGUUAAUUAAUUAGUAUGUGUGCAAAAAAAUGGUCUAAAACUCUAAAUGGUUAUAGACCAUUCUUUUUUAAUAUAAAAGGACAUUUCUC
Messenger RNA from Rubroshorea leprosula, 674 nucleotides. The record is from the annotation of a GenBank genome assembly. NCBI's taxonomy places the organism in Eukaryota, Viridiplantae, Streptophyta, Magnoliopsida, Malvales, Dipterocarpaceae.